This is a messenger RNA of Archocentrus centrarchus (flier cichlid), 2449 nucleotides long. It is a transcript of the gene rxrba, whose product is annotated as retinoid x receptor, beta a. Gene Ontology annotation, cellular component: nucleus. Gene Ontology annotation, molecular function: nuclear steroid receptor activity; sequence-specific DNA binding; zinc ion binding. NCBI's taxonomy places the organism in Eukaryota, Metazoa, Chordata, Actinopteri, Cichliformes, Cichlidae. Gene Ontology annotation, biological process: regulation of DNA-templated transcription. The record is from RefSeq and is a predicted model, not a curated record.
GCACACAUUUUACCUGAAGGAGCAGGUGAAGCCAGUGUGGAGCUGUGAGAGAGCACUAAGACAAAUCCGCCACCACCAUCAUCAUGUUUUCAUCCUUGCAGGGGGAGGGAGGGCUGACUACGAGGCAAAGUGGGGGGAGAGGCAGACACACACGAGGCCUAGUCGCCACAUCUUUUCAUGCGGAGAAGCGGAGCCGCUAAACCAGCCGUAUUUGGUUUCCCAAAACGACUCCGGCCCGGGCCUCAGUCCGCGGUCUAGAGUUUGAUACCAGGCUGAUAGGGACGGAAGCACGUCGACUCGUAGCUGUCAGCCAGCCCCUGGUCCCCAGCCACCAUCAUGGGAGACAGCAGAGAUUCUCACAGCCCAGACAGCUCGUCUGUGUCCUCCCCACCAUCGGGCCAGCACUCCCCUCCGCUGGUUCCCUCAGCUGCAGCUUCCAUGACCUCCCUGCCUCCUAUCACCACUGCCGGGGUCAAUAGCCCCAUCAGUAGCAUCGGGUCCCCCUUUUCUGUUAUCAGCUCUUCGUUGGGCUCGCCCUGCCUACCUGGCACACCGUCAGUGGGUUAUGGCCCAAUUAGCAGUCCCCAGAUCAACUCAACAGUGUCGAUGUCGGGGCUCCACGCAGUGAGCAGCUCCGAUGAUGUGAAACCGCCACUGGGCUUGAAACAGCUGUCGUCCCACAGUCCCGGGCCGAUGCUUUCCCAGAAACGUCUUUGUUCCAUCUGUGGGGAUAGAUCCUCUGGUAAGCAUUACGGCGUCUACAGCUGCGAGGGCUGCAAGGGUUUCUUCAAACGAACAGUGCGGAAAGACCUGACCUACACCUGUCGGGACAAUAAAGACUGUAUUGUGGAUAAGAGACAGAGGAACCGCUGCCAGUACUGCCGCUAUCAGAAGUGCCUGGCCAUGGGCAUGAAGAGAGAAGCUGUCCAAGAGGAGCGGCAGAGGAACAAGGACCGAGAUGGUGAGGUGGAGUCAACCAGUGCCGUCAAUGAGGAGAUGCCAGUGGAGAAGAUUUUGGAAGCAGAGAUGGCCGUAGAGCAGAAGACAGAGCUGCAUGCAGAUGGAAGUUCAGGCGGCAGCUCUCCCAAUGAUCCUGUCACCAACAUCUGCCAGGCAGCAGACAAGCAGCUCUUCACCCUGGUGGAGUGGGCCAAGAGGAUCCCUCAUUUCUCUGAGCUGCCCCUGGAUGACCAGGUCAUCUUGCUCCGUGCGGGGUGGAAUGAGCUCCUGAUUGCAUCUUUCUCCCAUCGCUCCAUCUCGGUGAAGGACGGGAUUUUACUGGCCACAGGUCUGCAUGUCCACAGGAACAGUGCCCACAGUGCAGGUGUUGGAGCCAUCUUUGACAGGGUUUUGACAGAGCUUGUUAGCAAAAUGAGAGACAUGCAAAUGGACAAGACAGAGCUGGGCUGCCUUCGAGCAAUCAUUCUCUUCAACCCAGAUGCUAAAGGUUUAUCCAACCCCAGUGAGGUGGAGCUCCUCAGAGAGGUGUAUGCAUCUCUGGAGGCUUACUGCAAGAAGUAUCCCGAUCAGCAGGGCAGGUUUGCAAAGCUCCUCCUCCGGCUCCCAGCACUGCGCUCCAUUGGUCUAAAGUGCCUGGAGCACUUGUUCUUCUUUAAACUGAUUGGUGAUACGCCCAUUGACACCUUCCUGAUGGAGAUGCUAGAGGCGCCUCACCAGCUCACCUAGAGGAGGAGCCGGCUUUGUUCCGGUUGGGAUCCAGUGCACACCAGGAUCACCAACACGAACCGCCGUGUUGGCUCAUUGGCUCUUCUUGUUGGGCCUCACUUAACUGCAGCACCUGCUGGUUUUAAUGUACACACAAAAACACACAUUCACCCUGGCUACUUGUCUUCACACACGCAUGCACAUAACUGAAAUUGCAACCAUGGAUGGACAUAUAACUUAUACACAGACGAUACAGCUUUGAAAGAUAAGUUUCCUGAUACUGACACACACACAUUUUCACCUUUUUUCCAUAUCCAGUUUUCCUCCUUAUGACUCAAGGAAUACGCACCCUUUUUAUCUUACAUCUACAGUAAAUGUCUUAAUUUUAAUUUUUCCAUUUUCACAUCUUCAUCUCGCAGUGGGUUUUUUCUUGUGUAACUGGUGUACCUCCCCUGCUUUUACUUGGGUUACUUACAGUUGCACCUCUGUAUAUUAUAUCCUUUACUAACUGGUUGGUUAUUCGUGUAUAAUUUUAGCUUGAAAUCAGGUGCACAGCAUUUCAAUCAACUGUCCAUCAUACAAAAAAAUUAAUUUCUUAUUGUCAGGAGGUGCCCUCUAAUGGACAUGCAAAAACACCCUCCCAAUGAGCUCAUCCAAUCUUGUAAAAAUGGAAAUGUUUUAUGCUUUUUGAAUAUUCAUGCUGAAACUUGUUUAACCCCUUAACUGGCAAGGGCCCGGUGACGGGCCGUUUGUAGUCCCUUUUAUAUGGCAGGCUAGACCCUCC